CGAAAAAAUCCAAAGGGGAUAAAGUUUACCUGAAAUAGAAGCGUCGCUUUCCAACCUCUCCCGCUCGUCGCCGCUGUCUUGAUCCAACCACUCCAACUUCUGAUCCAACCUCUCCUGCUCGUCGUCUGCUCGUCGUCGCAGAGAAGCAAAGCAAAGAACACGCGAAAAAGAGAAGGAUAUAUGAACUCGUGUCUGCCAAAUAAAACCUAAAGCAACAAAAGGACAAUUGUGGGUUUACAAUGAAAUAGCAGGGUUACAAUUGGAAGAAAAAGUAACGAGAACGUGGGAAUGUAAAAUACAGGGGUGGGGGUGCCGGAUUUUCAAUUGCAACGUUGGUGGGAAAGUGGCCCAAAUUACAUGGGUCAAUUACCAUACUCACUUGGCCCAUCCAAACAUGGAAAUUUAUUUUAAUUGCUGCAUUGUGUGGGAAUUUAGCACAAUUCCCUCAAUAUUUUACUGCAUCCAAACAACCCCAUAGUGAUAUUUACAUAGCUCUUAUUCUAUCGACACAAAAUCUAGGGCACACAAUCGUCCUCAACAACCAACCUGCCACGCUGGCUGAUGCGUGCCCCACUCUAGUGGUUCUUUUCCCUUUUUCCUGUUUUCUUUUUCAGAAGAAAUUUUUUCCCUUUUCUGCUGCCACUGAGAGGAAAAAGGGCAAAUCUAAAAAGGAAUAACAGCGGGUUGGAGGGGAGCGAGCGAAAACGUGAGGCGGAUUGAGAAUGGCGGCGGCGGCGGCGGCAGUACCAGUAGUAGCAUAAGCAACAGCAAGAAACUACUCAACUUCACAGCAAGCAGAGCGUCGUUGUUCUUCGUCAAGAUAGAUAACGCCCAUUGGGCAAAGGGAAGAAAACAAUCUUCUUUGGCAAAAGGGAAUCCGCCGCGUUAUCCCGUUCCGUCCCUCCUGGUACCUAUCCAUUCUACCUUAUCUGUUAUCUACCUAUAGAUUUCUCACUUCCCCAUUUCUAUUCCUUCAUUCUUUGCUCUCCCUGUUGCGCUCUAACGGAAAUGGUGGUGGCGGCGGAUGAUUGAUACCGCAGAUCUCGUUGCAGGGAGGGCGGCAUUUCAGAAAAGGCGCCGCCUUUACUAGAUUAGGGUUCGUUCUGUUAGUUUCGGCGGGAAGGAGGAAAAAGAUGGCUGCCCCCUACGUUAUUCCAGUCACCGCUGCUCAGGUGGGUACUUACUUUGUGGGGCAAUACUAUCAAGUGCUGCAGUCUCAACCGGCCCUUAUCCACCAGUUCUAUAGUGAUUCCAGCUCCAUGCUUCGUGUGGAUGGUGUUACCCGAGAGUCGGGCUCCACAAUGCUUGAUAUUCAUUCACUCAUUAUGCGACUUAAUUACACCGCUAUUGAAAUCAAGACCGCGCAUGCCUUGGAGUCUUGGAGUGGUGGGGUUCUCGUGAUGGUGUCUGGUCUACUGCAGUCGAAGAACUUUGGGGGCACUAGGAAGUUUGUGGAGACGUUUUUCUUGGCACCACAGGAGAAAGGGUAUUUUGUUCUCAAUGAUGUGUUCCACUUCAUUGAAGAGGAGCCAAUUCACCACUAUCCGGCUGUAUUAUCAGCAGCUCAUAGGAAUCUUGAUUCAAAACUCAAUAAUGCUCCUCCACCUACCGUCAUUGCUGAGCCAGUUUCAAAGUAUUUGCUUGGUGGGGAGAUUCAGUCUAGGGAGUUCGUAGCUUCUAGUGAUGAUGCACAGGGAAAUGGCCAAGUUGACAACUACACCUUUCCUCAGCAACAGUUCCAGCAAGUUCCCGAGCCCGAACACAUUGCAGAGCAAGAGGACGUAUCAAAUGGCUCACAUCAGAAUGCACUGGUGGAUGCUGCUACUCGAGACCAUCUUCCUCCUACUAUAGAGGAACCUGCUGAAGAACCACAAAAGCACACUUAUGCCUCGAUUUUGCGGGUUGCUAAGGGGCACCCAGCACCUCCAGCCUCUUCAGAAAGGAAUCACAGCUCUCCAGCCCCUGAUCAGAAGGCGACCGUGACAGCGACUGUGACAUCCAAUUCCUUUGAGAAUUAUGGGGCUGACAAUGUUGAUGAGGCUCAGGGUGUGGAAGAUGAAGAUGAAAUCAGAUCUGUAUACGUGAGGAACUUGCCACCUAUUGCCUCUGAGGAGGAGAUUGAGGAGGAAUUCACUAAGUUUGGCAAGAUUGCACCUGAAGGUGUUGUCAUUAGGAGUCGCAAGGAUGUUGGUAUUUGUUAUGCAUUUGUUGAAUUCGAGGACAUGAAUGGCGUUUAUAAUGCAGUGAAGGCGGGCAGUGCAGAGGUAGCAGGACGACAGGUUUACAUUGAAGGACGGAGACCAAACAGUAACAUCCCGCCUCGAUUCGGAAGAGGUAGAGGCAGAGGGCGGGGAAGCUACCAAGCAGAUGCCCCUCGUGGCCGUUUCGGUUCACGGAGUUUUGGCAGGGGAGGCGCCAGCUAUGAUGGAGACUACUACAACAGACCACCAAGAGGAAACGGAUAUUACAGACCAGUUCAGCGCCAAGACAGCGCAGAAUGAAUCAUCAUCAGAUUAUACAGCUUAGUCCUUGGAGCUGAGGAGCAGCAGUCAUAGCGAAGAAAUUUUUUUUGAGGCC
Messenger RNA from Linum trigynum, 2577 nucleotides. Lineage: Eukaryota; Viridiplantae; Streptophyta; Magnoliopsida; Malpighiales; Linaceae. The record is from the annotation of a GenBank genome assembly.